AUGGUCAGAAUAACUACUCCGACUCACUCGGACGACGGGUUCGAUGUCAUCUACGACGUCGAUGCAGUGAGUGACGUCAGUGAUGGGAGUGGCGAGAUGCAUGAGAGCUCCCCUUCAAGCUACAACCUUGGCUCAGGACGGCUCGCAGGGCCACAUGAAGUGCCUCAAAUACCACAAGCCCAAGCUGUUCAUCCGGCUGCUGCCCCGACUACCCAGCAGCUGCCGGAGGAAUCGAUCGAGGACUUUUACCGCGCAUCGGGCGGUGCCAAGGGCGAACAGAGCGGCAACUUUGUCAACGAUGGCCUGAAGUACACCAAGUCUGUGUACAACAAGUUCAUGAGCAAGGAUGCUCUCAUUGCCGUCAUGGGGAUGACUGGCUCUGGAAAGACCACGUUCAUAUCGAGGGUCACCGGCCGGACCGAUCUCCAGAUCGGUCACGACCUGACAUCCUGUACUCGAGACAUACAGGUCAUCGAGACAAAGCUGGAUGGGCAGACAGUGCGCUUCGUCGACACUCCUGGAUUCUCUGAUACAAACCUCUCCGACACAGAAGUACUGCAGAUGAUCGCAGACUACCUGGCUGUGGCUUACAAGCAAGAAAUGAAGCUUUCUGGCAUCAUCUACCUGCACCCUAUCUCCGACAACCGGGUGACGCACCACACGACAAAGAACCUCGAGAUGUUCCGCAAACUCACUGGGGAGAAGAACCUUAAGAACGUGACCCUCGCAACGACUAUGUGGGACAAGGUCACCGAGGAGGAGGGCCUAAAACGCGAAGACGAGCUAAAGGGCAAGUUCUGGAAACUACUCGUGGCCAUGGGCGCCAAGACAGCGCGGCACAGCGACACGCCCGAGUCGGCCCGGCACAUCUCCUCAACACUACUUAGCAACAAGCCGUUCUACCUCCAGCUGCAGGAGGAGAUGGGCAAGGACAACAAGGCGCUGCGCGACACGGCGGCCGGCAGGGAGGUGAUGCUGGAGCUGGUGCGCAUCAAGGAGGAGCACCAGCGCGAGCUGGCCGAGAUGGAGAGCAUCAUCAAGUCGUCGGCCGAGGAGAGCAAGUCGGUCAUCGAGGCGCUGCAGGAGCACUACCAGGGGCGGCUGGGCGAGCUGGAGAGGACGCUGCGCGACGAGAGGCGCAUGAACGAGGAGGCGGUGCGCUCGCUUACGGACAGGAUCCAGGCGCUCGAGAAGAGAGGGAUGAGCUGUGCCGUCAUGUAA
This is a messenger RNA of Diaporthe amygdali, 1221 nucleotides long. RefSeq lists its product as uncharacterized. Gene Ontology annotation, cellular component: cytoplasm. Bases 1 to 1221 code for a protein of 406 amino acids. Gene Ontology annotation, biological process: tRNA wobble uridine modification; tRNA methylation. The transcript has 3 exons. The record is from RefSeq and is a predicted model, not a curated record. Gene Ontology annotation, molecular function: GTP binding. Lineage: Eukaryota; Fungi; Ascomycota; Sordariomycetes; Diaporthales; Diaporthaceae.